Molecule: messenger RNA, 3858 nt
Organism: Phlebotomus papatasi
Lineage: Eukaryota; Metazoa; Arthropoda; Insecta; Diptera; Psychodidae
Exons: 3
Coding region: 1310-3598 (762 amino acids)
Molecular function (GO): protein binding
Source: RefSeq, a predicted model, not a curated record
ACACUGGAGAUGUUUGCCAGGAUGACUGAUUUGUUAGAAAAGAUUGCGUUGUGUACAAUUUUUCUUGAUCAUUUUUAUUAUUAUAUACAUUUUUCCGAGGUGGGGCACUUUUCUCGCGCGCAUUUAGCAUUCUUGAUCAAGAGAGUUCAGAACGCGAGGGAAGUAGGGAAGGCAAGUGGAAGAUGAUUCAAGAAAUGUGUGCAAGAAGAAAAGUUGGUGGCUGUCUUGUGGUCCAUUGAAUCAAUAUCACAAAAAACCUCUUGCAAGUUUUUCGAGGUGAAUGGAGAUUUAAAAAAAAAGCACCAAAGAGAGAAGUUAGUGGAAGAAAUCGUUGGAAGGAGAUUGGAGAGCAAGAGAGAGAGAAAAUUUUGUUCCGAAAGCAGCGAAUAUACCCGCGCGCGGACUUUUGUGCCACCCAACAAUUUGAGGUGAGCUCAGACAUUCAAGAAAACAUACGAGUUAGUAUAGGUCUCGAUCGCGAUGUGGUUGCGUGCUAAAAGUUACUUUUCACCACGGCAGCCAGCAAUUGCAAUGUGAAGAAAAAUCCAUCAUAAGUGAGAGAGAAUUCUGCAAAAGGUAUCCAAUUUGAUCAAGUCUACAAUCGCGAUCCUUGGUAUCAGGAAAAAUACAAAAAGAAAAACUGUGCAUCUAUUCCCUGUUCUUAGGAUUACGGCAUCAACAGUAAAAAAAAAGUGAAGAAAAGGGCAUUGAUCAGUGGUUGGAGAAAGAAAAGAAGAAAAGAUCACACUGAGUGAAUGAGAAAGAUUUUUAUCAAUUCAAUGUGAUCUUUUGUAGAGAAUUAUUAAAAAAAAAUUGUGAUCUUGACUCAUAUGUGCAAAAAGGCUAAUUCUUCAGAGUCUAUUUCACCACUGAUGUGAAUUUAAACUUCAAUAAUUAUCAUUUUCAUACUUCUAUAUGCUAAUCAGCACCUUGUGAAUGUGUUUUUUCUUUCACUUUACCUCUCUCAUCUCUUCGAUGUGUUGCAAUUAUAUUUCCCUCCACUUCUCCGGGAUGCAUGCAUGUGUUUAAAAAGAAAACAAGAAAAAAAAUAAUAAUAAUAAACAGUGCUUGUGGCAAAGUGUGAAAGAGUAUAAAAUAAAUUCUUUCACUCACAAAUCAUUCUCAGGUGAUUUUUUUUGUGAGUGAUCUGUGAGGAGAAUCACCCCAAAAAAAGACAAGGAUGGGAAAAUAUUGAAAGUGAUCUUGUGCAAUUGCUCACGGAAUCAUCUCAAAAGAGAGACACAUUUGGUAAAGACGUUGGUGCAAGAAUAGAGGUGAUUGAAAAUUCAAUUGAUCACGCAUCGAGACCAUGGAAUAUGUAACAGUCGUGUCGGUGGACAAUGGAGCCAUGCUGGGCGAUAGUACGGCGAUUUGUGGAGAGAAGAAUGGUGUCUCGGCUGUGGAAAAGUCUCCAGAUUCGCCAUUUAUAACAGUCUUGGCUAUUGGAGAUAAUCCAACGGCUGCUGUCCAGGCGGCUGAGAAUGUCGUGGUUUAUAGAUUGCCGGGAGAGAGAUUGGGAUUUGGAUUGAAAUUCCAGGGUGGUACAAAGAGUAAUGAGAAAAUACAGCGUCUUUUUAUUCAGUCUUGUGCUCCUGAUAGUCCAGCCUCGAGGGCUACAGCUUCCUGGGGCUUUUUGCGAGAAGGUGAUGAGAUUCUGGAGAUUGAUGGGGUGUCUGUGACCAGGAUGACGAGGAUUGAGUGUGUGAGGUGUUUGAAGGAGAGCAAUGUGGCGAUAAAGUUGGUUGUGAGAAAUGGUGAGGGACGUCCGGCGGAUGUAACGGAAAAUCUGGGGGAUGGAAAGGCAAAUUCUCGACCGCCAAAACCACCACCAGUGCCACCCAGAAAGCUCAAUAAGAGGCGAAUUGAAGUGCCAGUAGAACAACCUCCAGCUCAAAGUCAGACAAUAAAAGAUCAGCAGAGACAUUCACUGAGGGCAGAAAAUGGAUUUACACCUCCUCCUGAUGCUGAAUUCUACCUCAAUCUCUUUUCUGAGGAGAAUGAUAGCAAUUUCCGGGGAUCAGAGUCCGAUGAUACGGGUAGUACAAUCUCAACGGUGAUCGAUAAGUACAAGGAUGUCGAUCAGAUCUCAGUGAAUUCCAGCAAAUCUGUUGAACUUGCCAAGGUGCUUAAGCCUUUUACGUUGCUAGAGAAGGAGUUCAAUGUGGAAAAUGCGGGAAAAUUGGAAGAGUGUCUCAUGAGGCUUCAGCCUCCGGCGAAAUUUCAAGAUGAUCAAGUGAUUAUUGUUCAGGAUGAACAAAAGGUGCGAAUUGUGAAUGAGAGUGAGCCAACGAGGGUGAAGGUUGAAGGAUCAGAUCCUGCGCCGGAGAGUGACUAUGAAAAUGUGACUUUUCAAUCUGCCCAGAGGCGCGCAGAAGUGCAAAAGUAUGAGAAUGUUGUAGUUGAACCUAUUCCGCCAAAACCUCUACCACGCCAAGCGAUCACGGUGGAGCCAAAGAAGAGGACUAUCGUGCCAACUGUACGUCCCAGGGAGAGUACCAAGAAAUCAGAGGAUCCGCCUAGCACGUCCCCUGAGUACACAACUAUUGAAAAUUGGCUCCAAGGUGCUCAUGAUCGAGCUCAGGAGGCCAAGAAUAAUCCACCCCUGAAGCAAUGUAUCAAAGUUCCGGCCACAGAUGAGGAGGACGAUGGAUACGUGGAGAGUUCCAGUGAUGAAGAUGUUGAGAAGGUCUAUGAGCCGAUUCUCAUGGAGAAACGUGACUCAUCCGACGGAGAAGAGGGAGAAAAACUAGGUCCACCUGAACUUCUUGCUGGUCCUGGUCCCUCUGAGGCCUAUUUCAACAAUUUUCACUGGUCCGGUCCGGUGAUGUUGCCGACAAUUGGAGAAGUUGAGGAGGAACUUUCAUCAUUGGAGCCACAAACUCAGCAAUCUGGACCACUGGUGAUCAUCAAUGGUGGUGAGGAAGUUUUGAGUGCAUCGCCCGGAGGGGAAUCAAUUGAAGCAAGAAUGGAGAGUCCAAAAAUCAACAGUGAAGAAGUGGAUGGCAAGAAAGCCGAAAGCGAUAACGUGACCGAGGCAUUGGCGAGAGAUACAGAUAUUGGGAAGCGCGAUUAUGUGGCGAAUGGCAGUGAUAAGAGGACAAAUGUGGAUGUAUCAUCUCCCGGACGCUCUUCUGCUGUGCCAUUGAUGCGUGAGAAGUCACCGUCUGAGGAAAUAACUUCAGCUUCAGCGAUCAGUGUGGCUUCAGGCGCUGCCGCAUGUGGUGAUAGUGUGAUGGACGUUACAGUGACCAAGAUCGAGAGGAUAAUUCUUGGAACAGAACACGGGACUUGUGUCGAUGUGGCAGAAAAAUCUCCAGCCACAGAUCACAUCGCGACAAACAUCAGGAAUACAAAUGCAGAGAUCGAGGGUACUCCAGACACUCAGCAAGUCAUCCAGAAGACACCCAAAACUGCUCCACAACAUAAAGAAGGUACGUGGAAUCUUUUUAUUUCUCAAACAAUAUUUUUAUUUAUCGGUGACUUCUUACCCUGGCCCUUCAGGGGACCCGGCAAAAAAAAUCCACUCAAUCUUAGCCGAUAUUUUCAUGUCAAAUUUUUUGCACCUUUGUGUGGGUGGACAGAUUGCAUGAGAAUGUGAAUUUCUCUUCCUUAUCGUUUCUCGCUGAGUGUACGGAAUUUUACUGAAAUCUCAGAAGAUGAGUCGCACAGUUUGUGGUAAAAAAAGAUAAACAUGUUGUUGGUACAAAUGGCUACACAAUGUAGUAAUUUAGGAUUGGCUUAAUUAGUCAAUAUUUACAAGAUUACUGAUAAUCAAGUGUCACCGACAUUCCUUUACCUAAAUCUACAUAGGAACUUUGUAUAAUGUGGACCCUAAAUAGGUUAAUGUCUUCGCUAAAA